CUCUCUCUCCUCUUUCCUCCUCUCUCUCUCUUUUGUUGCUUUUAAUUGAUUGUAUUUUAAUUCCAGCGCAGUUUCAUUAUGCCACUUGUUCUCAGAAUGAGCAUCUUGGCAUUUCCACUCGUCUUAUUUUUUUGUCAUCCACGGUGAUCUGACCCAGUUUUAGCGUCUGAGGCUGCCCAUGUGUUAGUGGAGAUGUUUCCCGCAGGAGAGGAGCUCCCCUCCGGGUUGUUUACCUCCCUGGAGGAGUCCCCUGGAGGAGCUGCAGCCUCCCCAACACUGGAGCUCAGCCUCACCACUGUCUACACUGUCCUCUACUCUGCCCUGUUCCUCUUCGUCUACCUGCAGCUCUGGCUCAUUUUGCACUACGGACACAAGCGCUUCAGCUUCCAGAGCGUGUUUCUGUUCCUGUGCCUGCUGUGGGCAGCUCUCAGGACCACCCUCUUCUCCUUCUACUUCAAAAAUGUGCUGCAGGCCAACCAGCUGCAGCCCCUGGCCUACUGGCUGCUGUACUGCUGCCCUGUCUGCCUGCAGUUCUUCACACUCUGCCUGCUCAACCUCUACUUCACACAGGUUAUGUUUAAGGCCAAAGCCAAGUAUUCUCCAGAGCUCACCAAAUACAAGGUUCCUCUACGUUUGUUCUUCCUGUGUCUCAGUAUAUUUUUCCUGGUGGUGAAUCUAACUUGUGCAUUGUUAGUGCAAGGAGCUCUGGAGCGUUCAGAAUCACCGAGUGAGGGGGGAAUCAGACAUGCAGUGUUGGCCCGAGUCCUGAUCAGCGACAGUCUGUUCGUCUUGUGUGCCGUCUCUCUGGCUGUCUGCAUCUUCAAGAUUGCCAAGAUGUCCUCUGCCAACGUUUACCUUGAAUCUAAGGGUACGUCAGUGUGCCAGGCGACCGCCGUCGGAGCCGUGGUGAUUCUCCUCUUCACGUCCAGGGCCUGUUACAACCUGGUGGUGGUGGUUCUGUCGCCACAGGACCGACCCAGUCCCUUUAACUAUGGCUGGUACAGUGGUUCUGAUCAGGCUGAUGUGCAGGAGAUCAGCGGUGAAGCCUACAUCGUGUUUGGGAUCAUUUCGUUCUUCUGGGAGCUGCUACCCACCAGCUUAGUUGUGGUUUUCUUCCGGGUCCAGCGACCCAACCAAAACCUGACUGCCGGAGGGAUGAUCAACAGCCACAGUUUCAGCUCCAGAACGUAUUUCUUUGACAACCCUCGACGGUAUGACAGUGAUGAUGACCUGUCCAGAAGCAAUACCAGUCGGGCUGAUCGAGCCAGCCUCCUCUCCAGCACGCCCCAGCUGGGUGCCUCGAGCUGGUACGGCUCCAUCCAAUGUAACGGGGCGCCGACGGUGGGCGUGGCUGGCGCUCAUCAGCCACCAUCCUCCACCGCCCCUGUGCUCUUUGCCUACGGGAACAUCCAGAGUCACCACCACCACCACAACUACUACUCCACCCCACAGAACAACAACUAUCACCACCAUCAUCACAGUAAUUACUAUUCCACGCCACAAAGUUAUUACUGCGGGUCGCAAACAUAUUUCUGCACCCCGCAGAAUUAAGCGUACGAAGGACUGACAUCUAAGUGUCAUUUGUCAUUUGCGUCACCAUUUUGCCUCCCCAACGUCAUCGAAGCAGGUGCUGUUGAGUGGUACUAUGAGAGAUUGCUGAGGACCAAGUCGCAUAGCACAAAAACUGGUUGUUUUGGAGGAAUGUGGGAAGUUGUUGUGCCACGACGAACUUCUUUUUGAAGACUUCACCAUCUUUAAAUUGAAAAAAAAGGACCAGAAUGAAAGCCAGCACAGUCCACAGACCAGAGUUUUACCACCUAACGCACCUAAGACUGCAGAGACCAAACUUUUUCUGUUAAAUGUUUGUCAUGCAAUUUUUGAAAGAGGAAUCAUCAGGGGCCUAAUAAUCGCUGUCAUGGUCCUAUUUCACAUUCCUUAUAAAUUGUGUUGUAUUCAGUUGUGCUUCUAUGGACGUUACAAGUGGGCUUAUUGAGUUCAAGUAGCUAAUGCUGGAGCUGCAAUGGCCUCAAGUCGUAAUAUUCACUGAGCAUUUAGCCGACUCAGUUGUCAAAAGUAGGUUGUGUUACUGUUUUCAGUGGGGACACAUAUGAUGCUGUCUGGAUAUAGGCAAGGUUCCUGUGGUCCGUCCAGACAAUGAAGGGGUGCUCCGCACCCUCGAGCCAGUGUCGCCACUCCUCCAAUGCCAACACCACAGCAAGUAGCUCUCGAUUACCAACAUCAUAGUUCCUCUCYGGGGGAUCAAGCUUGUGAGAGAAGAAAGCACAAGGAUGCAUCUUGUUAUCUAGGGGAGAGCGUUGGGAUAGUAUAGCACCUACCCCAGUCUCAGACGCAUCCGUCUCCACAACAAACUGAAGUGAUCGGUCAGGGUAGACGAGGAUGGGAGAGGAGA
This is a messenger RNA of Paralichthys olivaceus (Japanese flounder), 2410 nucleotides long. RefSeq names its product G protein-coupled receptor 137c (gene gpr137c). Gene Ontology annotation, cellular component: lysosomal membrane. Lineage: Eukaryota; Metazoa; Chordata; Actinopteri; Pleuronectiformes; Paralichthyidae. The record is from RefSeq and is a predicted model, not a curated record. Gene Ontology annotation, biological process: positive regulation of TORC1 signaling.